This is a messenger RNA of Microtus ochrogaster (prairie vole), 428 nucleotides long. RefSeq names its product glucokinase regulator (gene Gckr). Gene Ontology annotation, biological process: response to fructose; negative regulation of glucokinase activity; glucose homeostasis. The annotation marks the transcript as partial. NCBI's taxonomy places the organism in Eukaryota, Metazoa, Chordata, Mammalia, Rodentia, Cricetidae. The record is from RefSeq and is a predicted model, not a curated record. The transcript is spliced from 5 exons. Gene Ontology annotation, molecular function: carbohydrate binding; fructose-6-phosphate binding; enzyme binding. Gene Ontology annotation, cellular component: cytosol; nucleoplasm.
AGGGAGAAGUAUCGCUCUAAAAAGACCAUUCUGCAUCCCCAGUCCUCUAGAAACUGAGACUCCACAGCGCAUCCUCUCUCUCAUUCCUUCUUCCUACCCUCUCCCCUCCUGGCCAGGUCUCUUUUAACCACCUGAUGAAAGGCCUGGGACAAAAGCCUUUUUACACAUACCUCAUUGCAGGCGGCAACAGACUUUUAUUACCUACCUGGCCUUGUAGGUAUUUGAGGUCUAUCGUGGCCUCUCAGGAACGGACAGAAGACAGUGCUCUACAUGGGAUUGAUGAGCCGAAGAAGGUGGCUGCUGGGAAGAAGAGAGUCAUUGCCAUAGGCAUUUCUGUAGGACUCUCUGCACCCUUUGUGGCAGGCCAGAUGGACUACUGCAUGGAUAACACAGCAGUCUUCUUGCCAGUCCUGGUUGGCUUCAAUCAG